Messenger RNA from Amblyraja radiata (thorny skate), 608 nucleotides. RefSeq names its product suppressor APC domain-containing protein 2-like. Lineage: Eukaryota; Metazoa; Chordata; Chondrichthyes; Rajiformes; Rajidae. The coding region runs from base 27 to 500 and encodes 157 amino acids. The record is from RefSeq and is a predicted model, not a curated record. The transcript has 4 exons.
CUCGUUUCUCCACGCAGCUGAAACAGAUGAAGGAGCUGGAGAGGGAGAGAGACGCCCUCUUGCACGGCCUGGAGAUGGUGGAUCGCACACGAGUCUGGUACUUGCAGCAGAUCCACGGAGUGAAGGGGAGACAAGACCAGGCCAAGAGGGGCUUCGGAGACACCGAUCGCCCCAUCGACUCUCGGCCCAACCGAGCAUGUCUUCUCUUGGCCAAGAUCCAGGAAGUCAACUCCUGCCUCAGCGACCUCAUAUCCACCCCUGGACAGACGCAGUACAUCCAUCAUCCCGCCAACGUGCUUCCCGGGAAGGUGACCGGGAUCCACCGGCAGUCAGUCGGCACGUUGCAGGAACAGAACCGCCUGUUGACCAAGGAAUUGUCCGUAAAGAGCGGGCGGAUCACGGCUCUGGAGAUGGAGAGGGCGGCUCUGAUCAAGCGGCUGAUCGAUGUGCAGAACCAAGGCUUCUCGGAGUCCAGUUGUGAAGGCUCCACCAUCAUCUAGCCCGGCGACAGCGCGGAACAAAGCAAAGAGUCUCGGAGCAAAGAGGUCCUUCUGCAGUUGUACAGGGCCCUAGUGAGACCACACCUGGAGUAUUGUGUGCAGUUUUGG